UUAUAAACAAAAUAAAAAUAACAAAAAAAAUUGUCUAGUUGCACAUCUCGCAGCUACAUUGGUGAAGUACAUACAAAAUUCACACAUACUAAAAUUAACAGUUUAACGGAACGGGAACUUACAGAACUAUUAACGUAGAGUUAGUUAUCAAAAGGAGCUGCAAAUGAAUUCUCCUGUUCGCGACACUGAAAUAUAUAUUACACAACAUAUAAAUCAAAUAAAGACAUAUCGAAGAAUUGCAGCAUCUUAAAAUUGGCAGCGUGCAGUCUAUAAAUAGUUUGUAAACAAAUUGAGAAAGAGGAAAAACGCGCGAUCAUGCAAAUAGCGGCCAGGCAUUGACACUGACCCACUGUUUGAUUUGAAAUUGUUGGCUGUCACCGGCUGACUCAAAUAAUUGUUGAACAAUUGCCAUCAAAAACCAAUCAAUUAAUCAAUCAAGAACCGCGUGCAGCUGCCUUGACCAUGGCGAACCGACAAAUGCCACCAGCUCCAGAGAAUCAUCUGCGUCUGUCCUGGCAUGAUACCCAGAUGAUGGCCUCCCUCAGUCCACAGACCGUAAUGGACUACUUUUGCCGCAAGAGCAAUCCCUUCUAUGACCACUUGUGCAACAAUGAGACCAUUCGGAUGCAGCGCUUGGGAGUUGAGCACUUGCAUAACAUGAUGGGACUCGAAUAUAUACUACUUCAUGUCGCCGAGCCGAUUCUAUACGUCAUACGGAAACAGCAUCGACACAAUCCCUCGGAAGCGACGCCAAUUGCCGAUUACUAUAUCAUUGGAGGAACUGUAUACAAAGCGCCUGAUCUGGGGAAUGUAAUAAACGCGCGUAUUCUCAACACGGUUGUAAAUCUACAGUCUGCAUUUGAGGAAACCAGCAGUUAUGCCCGCUAUCAUCCAAACAAAGGAUACACGUGGGAUUUCUCGUCCAACAAAGUUUUGUCGGACAAAUCAAAGUCUGAUAAAAAGGAUGCGAAUGCUGGAAAGGAUGACAACAGUGGGACACUGUUCCAAAAACAAAGAGUCGAUAUGCUGCUGGCUGAGUUACUAAGAAAAUUUCCACCGCCCAUACCGCCAAUGCUUCAAAAUCUGCAACAACCUCUGCAGCCUGGACAGUUGCCAACCACAACGGGUCCGGAUGGUGCGGCAACCAAUUCGGCAGAGAAUCAUGCCACUGGGCCGCUGGAUAUUGCAACGGAAAGCAUUGAUAUGAAGCCGCCGCCUGAGAAAAAGUCAAAGUGAUUGGCUUUACAGUUUAAUCGUAUAUUUGAUUUGGACUGGUGGUUAUAAGAAUAAGCAUUAAAUUCAACACAACUUA
Molecule: messenger RNA, 1312 nt
Organism: Drosophila innubila
Lineage: Eukaryota; Metazoa; Arthropoda; Insecta; Diptera; Drosophilidae
Gene: MED6
Product: mediator of RNA polymerase II transcription subunit 6
Exons: 4
Coding region: 463-1236 (257 amino acids)
Biological process (GO): regulation of transcription by RNA polymerase II
Cellular component (GO): mediator complex; core mediator complex
Molecular function (GO): transcription coactivator activity
Source: RefSeq, a predicted model, not a curated record